AUGGCCACGGCCACCACCGCCGCCACGGCCACCACGGCCACCGCCAUGACGCUGCAGACUAAGGGGGUCACCGCGCCCCUGGACCCCAGGAACAGGAUCCCGGCUGGGCUCAGCACCACGGAGCCUUCCACCAGUCCCAGCAGAGACAGCGGCAAAGACACCAAGCCCCCGCGGAUUCUGGGGGAGACCUCAGGUCUGGCUGUCCAUCAGAUCGUCACCAUCACCGUCUCCCUCAUCAUGGUCAUAGCUGCUCUGAUCACAACUCUUGUCUUAAAAAACUGCUGCGCGCAGAGUGGGCACCCCCGCAGGAACGGCCGCCCGCGGAAGAUGGACCAGCAGGAGGAGAGCUGCCAGAACCUGACGGACUUCCCACCGGCGCGCGUGCCCAGCAGCCUGGACAUCUUCACGGCCUACAGCGAGGGCCUAAACCCUGCCAGCCAGCGCCCCAGCCUCGGGGGGACCGUGGGUGGAAAGGUACUUGCUUUUCGGCGGAAGGUGAAGCUCCGCCAGCCCUCGCUGGCCCGGGAAGUGGCAGCUUCGUCUGGAAGCCCGACGGUUCUCUGUGCCUCGAGAAGCCGGUGUGUGCAGCGGGCCCGCCGGGCCUGUGGGCCUGGACCAGCCGUGCAAGCCGUGCCUUUCUGUCGCCACAGACCCUCCUCUUCGGAUCGGCACCUCAUCCCCGUGGCCUUCGUGUCUGAGAAGUGGUUUGAGAUCUCCUGCUGACUGGCGAAGCCUUUUUUACCUCCUGGGGGCAGGGCGGACGCCGUGUGUCUGUGUCACGGAUCCCGUGGGUGAACCUGUAAAAAACUCAACUACACUUACAAACCUAAAACUACACUAUGUGAGGGAGGCUCGCCGCACUCCCACUGCUGUGUGCCGGCGGGGACUCGGAGCAGGACGCUAGAGGCCAAAUAUAUUUUUAUAGAGAAGCUCGCGCCUACGGGGCUGCCCUCCCCCAGCACCAGAGGACGAGGGGAGAACGCCAGACGGACCGGAGGCCGAGGCAGCAGGCCCAGCGCAGGAGCGGACGCCCCCCGAGGAGGCGGGCGCUGUCCACGCUUCUGACUGUGCCAACAAUACCGUUAUGUGCCAUGCAGGACCCGAGGGACCUGGUGAACCGCCGAGCCACGCGCACCCGCGUGGGAAUCUCACGGGAAGCAGGGCUGGGCAUCCCUUCCGGAAAGUCGCUGUUUCUGGGGAAUAUCGAUGUAUAUAAAUAUAUAAACACACACACACACUUUUUUGUACUGUAGCAAUUUUUGAAUAUCUUCGAUGUUCCUUUUUAAAAAAAAGAAGUGUUAUCGGUCACCAAACCCGACUUAUGUAACAUGCUUAGUACGGACGGAAUAAACUGGUGUUUUCUACCUUGCAAACGCACACACGCACACACUACACGCCGGCUCACACACACGCACACACCCCCACACACAAACGUAUACGCGCACACAUAUAUAUGCAUAUACUGGACACGCAGUCCGAGUGGGCAUAUUUCUUCGGGGGGGGGUCCUGGUCCCUCAUUGCCACCCGCCCUGGGGGACCGCCUCCUCGACCCACAGAUCCUCCAAUGGCACGUCCCGCGUUUGCAAGUGUUGGGUGAGAGGCGCCAGGCGUGAGGCGUGUUCCUCGGGCCGGGUGAAGAAGGCGUGGUUUUAUAUACAUACCCCUAUAUAUACAUAUAUGUACGCACACACGUCAUGUUACCGUUUUUUUACCUGACUGUUGGGAAAAGCUACUAAGAGCCAUGUGGGUAUUUAUGUAGCACCUGCUCGCCCUGGGCCCGGGCGCCAUCGGGCGGGGGCGGGGUCUUGGCCAUCUUCGUGUUAUCCAAGCGUAGAUCGAAUUAAAGACAUUUUCCAGUUCCAACAA
Molecule: messenger RNA, 1866 nt
Organism: Myotis brandtii (Brandt's bat)
Lineage: Eukaryota; Metazoa; Chordata; Mammalia; Chiroptera; Vespertilionidae
Gene: AJAP1
Product: adherens junctions associated protein 1
Exons: 6
Coding region: 1-723 (240 amino acids)
Cellular component (GO): adherens junction; cytoplasmic side of plasma membrane; plasma membrane
Molecular function (GO): beta-catenin binding
Source: RefSeq, a predicted model, not a curated record